Cololabis saira (Pacific saury) is the source of this 1024-nucleotide messenger RNA. Its product is annotated as glutathione S-transferase omega-1-like. Gene Ontology annotation, molecular function: glutathione transferase activity; glutathione dehydrogenase (ascorbate) activity. The record is from RefSeq and is a predicted model, not a curated record. The transcript has 6 exons. Bases 121 to 840 code for a protein of 239 amino acids. Gene Ontology annotation, biological process: glutathione metabolic process. Gene Ontology annotation, cellular component: cytoplasm. NCBI's taxonomy places the organism in Eukaryota, Metazoa, Chordata, Actinopteri, Beloniformes, Belonidae.
CCCCGGAAGACGUGUACGGAUUAAAUAGUCCUGGCAAACGUCCUUCUUGUGUGGAGAAAACCAGCGUUUUCUGUCCGCAUUUUAAUCCCACUCUGUGCCACAACUGCUUUCAGGGUCAACAUGUCGACUCAAAAGUCUUUCGCCAAAGGAAGUGCUGCACCUGGGCCGGUCCCCAAAGAUACCAUCAGACUUUACAGCAUGAGAUUCUGCCCUUUUGCCCAGCGAGCCAGAUUAGUGCUCAAUGCCAAAGGGAUAAAGCAUGAGAUAAUCAACAUACACCUGCAAGACAAGCCUGACUGGUUCUUUGAAAAGAAUCAUCUUGGUCUUGUCCCAACACUGGAGACGUCUGCUGGUGAGGUGGUAUACGAGUCUCCCAUCACCUGCGAGUACCUGGAUGAAGUGUACCCUGAGAAGAAGCUGCUUCCAUCCUCUCCUUUUGCUAAAGCUCAGCAGAAGAUGAUGCUGGAGUGUUUCUCCAAGAUUACACCGUACUUCUACAAGAUUCCAACAGGGAAAAAGAAUGGUGAAGAUGUCUCAGGACUUGAGGCUGAACUGAUUGAGAAGUUUGCCAAGUUAAAUGAGGAACUGGUAAGAAAGAAGACAAAGUUCUUUGGUGGCGAUUCAAUCACAAUGAUCGACUACAUGAUGUGGCCGUUUUUUGAGAGACUUGAGGUCGUUGACCUGAAACACUGCCUGGGCAACACACCUGAACUGAAAAAGUGGAUAGAGCGCAUGCUGGAGGACCCAGCUGUCAAAGCCAGCGGGCACAGCGUGGAGACCUACAAGGCCUUCUACAAGACUUACGCUGAUGGAAAACCAGAUUAUGACUAUCGUCUUUAGACAACGCUGACUUCAAAAUCCACCACCGUCCAUUUAUAAUCAUGUUGCGAGUCAGGUCCGUCCAACUUCAUGUUGUAAAAGCCAACUACUUCAGGGACGGAUCUGAAGUACAUAUCAGAGGUGUUUUUUUAUGUGAUGAAACUUUAUAAUAUCAGAUGGGAAAUAAAAUGCUAUAAUCUUCUGA